UUAUCAUUUGUAAUCAUGUUGGACACACAUUGUUUUUCCAUACUCGAGGAAGAAUUUAUCUCUCUCAUAUUUUUAAACCCAAACAGAUAUGUUCUCUACUGGAAUAAACUUCGUACUCUGGAUCUCAGAGAUUAUUGCAUUGUCUUUAAUACCAAUGGUGAGCCAGGUUCUAAAAUGCCAAGCGAGACUUUCUAUCUCUUGUGUAAGAAGCUUCCCGAAGAUAAAAGAUUAAGGGCAACUCUUAGUCAGCUGAAAUUAAGGUACAUUAUCAACCAGAAAGAAAAAGAGAGGAGAGACGAAACAUUCUCGCGGAAAUGCAUCUACUGCUCGGAGACUGUGACUGGGGGGAUAGCCAAUUCCUUCCACCAUCUCACUUUCAAACACGGAUUCUCUCUGGGCAAUCCCGACAACAUUGUGAAUGGGGCACGGUUGUUGAACAUCUUAGAAGAGAAAUUGAGUAAAUUACUAUGCCUUUGCUGUGAGAAGACCUUCAAGACACCGGUCCUGCUGCGAGAACACAUGAGGAAGAAACAGCACCGUUCUCUGAACCCUAAGAAUAAGAUGUAUGACAAGUUUUACCUUCUGAAUUAUCUAGAGCCGGGCACACCAUGGCAAGAGGCAAAGCAACGCCACGACACAGAGAACGAGACAGAGUGUUUAGACAUCACGCCGCAGGAGACAGAACAAGAUUGCCUCUGGACGGACUGGAGGGAGGACGUGAGCACCUCUAUGACUUGCCUCUUCUGCAGCUUCACCACCUCCAAGGUUCCUGAUGGGCUUUAUCAUCACAUGAAGAAUUAUCAUCAGUUUGACUUCGAGUACAGUACAAAGAACCUCACCUUCUAUCAGAAAGUUAUGGUCAUCAACUUCAUUCGGACACGUCUUAGGGACCUUCAGUGUCUUGCGUGUCAAGCUCCUUUUCCAACUCUGCAUAGUUUGCAAGAACACAUGACAGAAGCUGGUCACUGUGUCCUUCCCAGCAGUUCAGUUUGGGAACACCAACAGUUCCUUAUACCAGUAAUGAACAACGAUGGUCUACUCUGCCAUUUGGAGGACGUGGAGGUUGAGGAUGAAGAUAAGAUCAUACCAGAGGACUUGUGCGAGUACAAAAACUCUGUGCUGGAAGAUGACAAGCUCAGAGAAGAAAUCAAAGGCACCGAAGAAAAGGAACUGGACAUCCCAGUCAUGUGCCUCUUCUGCCAUUACACAGUGUCAGGAGAGGAAUCGCACACACAGAUCUGCGGACACAUGCAGGAGUUCCAUUCCUUUGACUUUACAGAUGUAAUGAGUGGUUUGCCUUUCUACAGCCAAGUCAAACUUAUCAAUUUCAUGAGGUGGAAGACUGCAAAGAAUGAAUGUUACAUGUGCAGUCACAGUUUUAAAAGUACAUAUAACCUGGAAGAACAUCGUGUGAUAUCAGACCACUUGGUGGUGCCUCCAUCUUCUCUCUUCGAGGAUGAAAGGUGGUUACAGCCAGUCUUGGAAGGAGAUGGGCUGCUGCAGAGACUGCGAGAAGAUGGUGACUCUGACGAGGAGCUUGACAGUUUCGAUCUUUGCCAAGAGGAGACGGUGUUUGGUGAAGACAUUCAAAUUCCAUCUUCCAUCCUCAGUAAUGGUGCAAUAAGACAGGAGUUACUGGAAAACAUGAAGGAUCUGGUAAUAGAGGACCAUGAUUUGUGAUAUGUGAUAUAGUUAAUAAAGAAUUUAUACUU
Molecule: messenger RNA, 1712 nt
Organism: Penaeus chinensis
Lineage: Eukaryota; Metazoa; Arthropoda; Malacostraca; Decapoda; Penaeidae
Product: zinc finger protein 277-like
Exons: 11
Coding region: 16-1680 (554 amino acids)
Source: RefSeq, a predicted model, not a curated record